This is a messenger RNA of Argiope bruennichi, 5689 nucleotides long. RefSeq names its product serine/threonine-protein phosphatase 6 regulatory ankyrin repeat subunit B-like. The transcript has a single exon. Gene Ontology annotation, molecular function: protein binding. The coding region runs from base 31 to 5187 and encodes 1718 amino acids. The record is from RefSeq and is a predicted model, not a curated record. NCBI's taxonomy places the organism in Eukaryota, Metazoa, Arthropoda, Arachnida, Araneae, Araneidae.
UCUACUCAAAAGAAAAGAGAAGAUCACUCAAUGAAAGAAGAAGAUUUGAAAGAAUGUGAAACUCUGAUUACGAAUUUCAAACAGGAAAUUGAAUGCAAAGCAAAUCGGACUGAAGAAAUGUUUCUGAAACUUCAUUCUGUAAUCCAUCGCGAAAAAAUCAGUUUAAAACACGCGCAAAAUGAUUUUCAAACCUUUGUCGGUAUAUUAAAAGAGCUGAUUGAAUGUGAUUGUGGCGAAAACGAUUAUUCUUUUGUAACAUUAAUAAGUCAGUUUCAGGAAAAAUUUGAACCUGUUUCACUGUUAUCACAUUCCGGAAGAUUCUCAUCUGAUAUAAAAAUAAUUUUCCACUGUAUUAUUACCGAGUUGAUGGAAAGUAAUUUUUCAAAAGGAGAUCGUUUGAAUGACGCUAUUUCCAAAACACUUCGAUUUCUGAAACUUCUUUUCGGUAAAAUUAAAUGGAUUAAAGAAUUCAAACAAAUGCUUGAGUGCAACAAAAAACCAAAUAUUGUAAAAUUCUUUAAACCAGUACCAGAACUCGAAGAUCAAAUGGAAAUGACACUAUCGCACAUACUCUCUUUACUCGAAGAAACCAUUAAUGAUUGUUACACAAAUAAAAUACCCUUUGAAAAAUCGGAGUGUUCACAUAAACAAUUGAAAAAGUUAUCCAUGAUUGAGAUGUUAACAUUAGAUUCGAUGACUAUUUUAGAAAACUUACCAAAUCGUUUAGCCAAUAAUUCAUUCUUUUUAGAUAGCGAUUACCCAAUAAUAAACGGAAAGAAUUUACGUAAUCAUUUAGCGCAUGGGAAUGCUUUGGUUAGCAUUGUUUUAGGGGAUGACUGCAGAGGUAUGCUUUUAAACGCAGCAGAAAUGAGAACGAAAGAUCUGUUGAAGCCACGUCGGCAGAUAGGUAAAAAAAUAAAAAAUGAUCCACAACGCUUAAAAAUCUCUCUUGCCCAAGAUUUAUCGGUUGUUAAUGAGCAGAUAAAACUUUUUAAUGCAUUGACUGAAGGUAAAAUUGAAGAAGUGGAACACUGCCUUCGUAAAGGAGCAGAUAUGUUUGCGAGAGAUCUAUGGUCACAGACUGCUUUGCAUUUUGCUGCCAAAAGCCCUUGCCUUCAAGUAGUGAAGCAUGUGUUAAAAUUCAAUUUAGAUGUCUCGGCAGUUGAUAUUAAUUUUCAAACUCCUUUACAUGUAGCUUCAUUGAAUGGAAAUCUUGCCAUCGUGGAAUAUUUAAUCGAAGAAUUGAAGGUAUCAAUAAAUAGAAGAGAUAUACACGGAAGAACUCCAUUGCAUUUUGCAUCUAGUAAUGGUCACACCGAUGUAGUACGGUGUCUGUUAAAACAUCGAGCUGAAGUGGUAUCUAAAGAUCUUUUCGGGAAUGCUGCACUGCAUUAUGCUGUCAUUCAGAAUCAUACCAAAACUGUCAGCAUUCUUUUGGAAAUGCAACCAGAUGAUGAUGAUAACAAAACAUUUUUGGGAGUUUCGGCUUUACAUUUAGCAUCAGAGAAAGGACAUAUAAAUUUAGUUAGUACUUUAUUGAAGAAAAUAAAUGUCAAUAACGUAUCUGAGAUGUGUUUUGUUCCUGUCCAUUAUGCAGCGCUAGGAGGUCAUGUGGAUAUUGUGCAAUUUUUAAUUACAAAUGGUGCUGAUAUAAAUGCAAAAAGCUCGAAUGGAAUGAUGCCGCUCCAUUUGGCUGCAAGAAGAGGACACUACGCAGUAGUUGAUGUAUUAUUACGGAAUGGAGCAUACAGAAAUACGUCUUGCGCAGAUGGUUUGACACCUCUCUCUGUUGCUGUCAUAGAAGGUUUUAUAGCUAUAUCAAAACUUCUAAUAGAAAACCAUGCAGUUGUUGAUAGAAAUGAAAAUUCUUCGCGCAGUCCAAUCAAUUUGGCUGCUAGAUUCGGUCAUUAUGAACUUGUGAAAAUGAUGCUUCAUAAAUGUUAUGCUGGUUCUAAGAUUUCAGCUCUGCAUUGGUCAGCAUACUUCGGCCACCUAAACAUUAUCGAAUUGUUGAUAAAUGAUAGAAAUAUUUUUCAGUGUGGUGAUAGUUGCUAUACUGCAUUACAUUUGGCUGCAUAUGCAGGGCAUAUAGACAUAGUUAACUUCUUGAUUUUAAAGGGUUAUGAUGUAAAUGCAAAAUGCAACGUGAAUCAGCUUCAGGAAAAUAUUUGUUAUGAUAAAAAUCACAAUAAACGACCAUUCUUCGCAGAUUUGAAUAUCGGUGAACUCUUGCAAUUAUUCUCACGUCUUGAAAUGAGCUCUGGUCAAACAGCCCUGCAUCUAAGUUCCAUUCAGAAGCAUAAAGAUAUUGUCCGGAAUUUGCUGAAGAAUCACGCUAAUAUCUAUAACAAAGACGACACCGGAAAAACACCAUUAAGAAUAAUUAUUUCAAUGGGUAUGUCAUAUAUUCUUAUCGAGGAAAACGUACCUCUCAAUUUCAUUGAUUAUGAAGAUGAUAGUCCUUUACAAUUAGGUGCAGCUAAAGGAGAUCUUUUGUUCGUUAAAUACUGCGUUCAAAAUAAAUGUGAUAUUAAUGCUAAAAGUAGGCCGUCAGACUUAUCGGCUCUGGAGUUUGCAGUUUUAAAUGGCCAUGCAGAAAUUGUUACUUAUCUAAUCGAUUGUGGAGCUGAUGUAAAUACUGUGUCUCGUGACGGCACAACUGCUCUAAAAUUAGCAGUUCAAAGAAACAGAAAAGAUAUUGUGAGUAUAUUGAUCAAAAAUAAUGCAGAAAUUAAUGCUGAAAUAGAAAGAGAUUUUUUAUUGUCUGCCAUCACAAGUGGGCACGAAGAUAUGGUGGAAUAUUUUUUAACUAGGAAUCCCGCAUGUUGUGAAUCUGGAACUGAAUGGUAUGAAUCUCCUUUACACACCGCAGUUCUGUUCGGUCAUUUAAAUAUUGUAAAAAAGCUGUUACAGUUACAGAAAACAAAAGAUAUCAAUGCCAAGAAUGAAUUAUUUGAAACACCACUCCACACUGCAACAAUGAACAGUUAUUGUGAAAUAGCUCGGCUGCUGUUGUUAAAUGGCGCAGAUCCGAAUGUGAGAGAUCCAUUCUCUCCACUUGACAUGGCUAUUAGAAUAGGUGAUUAUGAGAUGGUAGAAACUCUAAUUAAUAAUGGUGCGAACAUUACUCAGCAAGACGCUGAUGGCAAUUCCACCAUUGAACUGGCAAUUUUUUCUAAAAAUUUAGAUAUAAUGGAAAGACUUUUGGAACGUUCGAAAUUCGACAUAAAUUUAAAAGGCCGUAGUGGUCACACCUUGCUGCAUUACGCUGCAAUCUCUGGAUCCUUACAACUGGUCAAACAUUUAGUAGCCAAAGGAGCCACUUUUAACAGUAGAGAUUCCUCGGGUGCCAAACCUAUACAUUUAGCAACAUGGGAAGGGCAUCAAGAUAUUGUGGAAUAUUUUCUAAACGAAGGAAUCGACAUUGACGACAGAGAUUUUUUAAGAUUUUGGUCUUUAUUGCACUACGCAGCGGCCGGGAAUCAGUCUGAAAUGUGCAAAGUUCUCAUUAAAUACGGUUUGAAUGUUAACUGUGUUGAUGCGAAUGGAGACACUCCUCUACACAUAGCAGUGCGUUUAGGUAACGUAGAUGUUCUACAUACUUUGCUUCAUUAUGGGGCAUAUAUACAUCUUUUUGAAGAAAAGAUUUCAAGUAUUAAAAUUUUAGCUGCUUUCAUAUUUGUUGAUAAUUUGUUUGCAGCAGCAAUGGAGAAAAAUGUCUCGAAAUUUGAAGCUCUAUUGAAAGAAGGUUUAAGACUUUCAAAACUCGGCUACGCAAACAUCAAAACCGUCGGAAACAUGACUCUUCUCCACUGUGUGUCCUGGAAGGGUUAUGAGGAGUUCGUUGACCUUCUCUUAAAAUACAAUGCGGAUCCAAAUGCAAGAUCAGAAAGUGGAUUUACGCCUCUGCAUUUUGCUGCCGCCUGCUCACAUCCAAGAAUAGUAAGAGCUUUGUUACGCAGUGGCGCCAUGUUUGAUGCUGAAAACAACUCCAAGAAAACCCCAGUCAAUUAUGCCGCAGAUAUAGACAUUAUCGAACAUUUGGAUCUCUUGAAAGUAAUGUUUUCAAAAAUUCAAAAUAAAGAAAAUUUCGUUUCGGAUCAUUUAACUGAUGCAGUUGACUUGGACACCGCAAAAACUCUAAUGAGAGCGAAAAAUUCAGACGGUAAAACUUUAACUGCUUUCGCAGUUAUAAAAAAACACCCAGAGGUUGAGAUGUUGAAAUCCAUGUUUCAGUCUGGCGUCAAUAUUCAAAUUCGAAGAGCUGAUAUUCUCUACGUGGAAGGGCGUUUAGAAGAAUCGUUACAGCAAUAUAAAAUAAUUCUGCAAAGAAGAGUCGAUCUUUUUGGAGAUGAAGAUCCAGGCGUCCUUGAUAUCCAAGAAGAUAUAUCUAAAGUCCUUUUUGAUCAGGAAAAUUAUGAUGAAGCUCAAAAUAUUAUUGAAAACGUUUACAUAAUUCGAAGAAGAAUUCUAGGUGACUGCAAUGAAGAAACUUUAGUAGCUAUGGGGAAAAUGGCACUGGUUCUUAUCAAUAAAGGAAAGAAAAAGGAAGCACUUCAAAUGUAUGAGGAUGCUGUUGGAAAACAGAAAUACAUACUAGGAUCGGAUCACGCAAAAACAAUAAAAUCUGAAAUUCACGUCGUCCAAUUAAUGUGUGAAGGAGAAACAGAAUGUGGAACGUUUUCAAAAGCUUUAAAAAUGAGCCUGGAAAUUUUAGAAAAGCUUAACAAAUCCCGCAUGGCUGCAUCUUAUAGCUCACAUUUAAAAAUACAGGUUGCCAAAUUAUUGCGGAGAUUAGGAAAACCUAAUAUGGCUCUAGACAUAUAUGAGGAAAUUUUUGAAAUCCAGAAAGAAACGUAUGGGCUAUACGAUCCUGCAACAUCAGAUACAUUGUUCCAAAUGGCUGAGAACCUUUACCUCAUAGGCGAAAAAGAACGUUCUUUGAAUGCUUUCAAAAAGACAUACGAAAUUUGGCUCCAAAUUCUUGGACCAAACAACAAAAAGACAUUGGAUUCUCGACUCUACAUGGCCCAUCUUUUAUUCUCGCAAAGGAUGUUUGACAAAGCAUUUGAAAUUUAUUCAGGGGAUCUUGAAGCAAGGACUGCUGUUUUCGGAGUUAAUCACACUGAAAUUUUAGACACUCAAGAAAGAAUGAAUUUCAUUCGGUCACAUAUUCCUUAUCAUUAGAAGACCAAUCUAAUAUGUAAAGGGAAAUAAACAAUUGCCUGAUCGUCUUAAAAUGAAACGAUAAUUGAAGCAAAUGAAAUCUAGGAAAACUUCCAUGGACUAAACCCGCACCUUUUAUUUUAUUACAUAAAAUGCUAAGAAGAAUACGAAGUUUAUAUAUGUUAAAAUAUUCAAUUCAAAUUUGGAAUAGUCCCUUCCUUUCUGCUCCAAUUUCAUUAUUGAAUCCUUUAAGUAGCUUGCGAGAGAGAAAAGAAAAUAACAUCUCUACAGAAUGUAACACAAUUUACAGCGAUUUUAUAAAACAUGCGCAGUUAUGUUUGUCAAAAGGUUGUGGCGUCAGAUCUAAUAAAUAUUGCUAAAUUGUGAAAAUAAAAUGCAAAACAAUGUGUUAAAUAUAUUUUUAAGAAGUUCUUGUGCUUAUUCUUUGGAUAACGUGCAUAAUUAGUCCAUUUUUUUGUGUUAUCUCAGAAGAAUUGUACAUCACAAUUAUUUCCCCCUUAUA